AUGCUUUCAACCAGUUGUCGUCUUUCGCCUGCUUCCAAGGUAUCCUGCCUGCGCGCCCUGAGCCGUCGUUGCUAUGGUGCGCCACCUGCCAUCCAAGCAUUAGAUCCUCGCCGAGACAAGACUGUCCAAGUCACGCACUCAAGAGGCGUCAAUGUGAUCCACGAUCCCCUGUUGUCUAAAGGUACGGCAUUUAGCAUUAAUGAACGAGAACGAUUGUCCAUUCGAGGACUGGUCCCACCUCGUCAGCAAGAAAUGAAUAAGCAACUGUUGCGAGUCAAGCGCAAUCUCGACGCUUGUGAAUCGCCCUUGGCCAAGUUUGUGUUCUUGUCGGCCCUCCAAGAUCGUAACGAGACAUUAUUUUACAAGCUGUUGAUUCAGCACUUGGAAGAACUGUCUGGUGUCAUUUACACUCCUACAGUCGGUUUGGCAAGCCAAAAGUCGCACAGUAUAUACCGCCGAUCCAGGGGUAUGUACUUUUCCUCCCAGGACCGUGGUGCCAUGUCUGCCAUGGUCUACAACUGGCCCCAUGAUGAAGUCGAUGUCAUUGUCGUUACGGAUGGUUCGCGCGUGCUCGGCUUGGGUGAUCUUGGCGCAAACGGCAUGCAGAUUCCCAUCGGAAAAUUGAGCUUGUACGUUGCUGCAGGCGGUAUUCGUCCCCGUGCUGUGCUUCCCGUGGUUCUGGAUGUAGGCACCAACAAUGAAAGUCUCUUGAAUGACCCACUCUACCUUGGUAUGGACCAUCCUCGUCUCGAUGGUGAAGAGUAUUACUCGUUCGUUGACGAAUGGAUUACUGCUGUUACUUCUCGAUGGCCAAAUGCUCUUAUUCAGUUUGAAGAUUUCAAAUAUCCCCAUGCCUACAAUCUGCUAAACAAAUAUCGUGACCAGAUAACGUGCUUCAACGAUGACAUUCAAUCCACAUCCGCUAUCACUCUUGCCGGUAUUCUUGCUUCUCUAAAGGCCCGUGGUCGUUCCCAAGAAGACUUGGCCGAGGAACGUAUUGUAUGCGUUGGUGCUGGUUCUGCUGGUGUAGGUGUAUGUGAAGGUAUCAUCGACUGUAUGGUAGCUCAGGGUCGUGUCAAGACCCGCGAAGAAGCCUACAAGCGCAUUUGGAUGGUCGAUCAUCGUGGUCUCCUCGGUAACCCCGAGCUUGUCGACGACGCACAACCACAAGGCAAACGCUUGAAUGAGCUCGACGAACGUCAAUCCUGUUACGCCAAGUCAGAUCUUCCUGACUGCUUGCCACUUGAUGAUGUUGUUGAACGGGUUAAACCUAGUGUUAUUCUGGGCCUGACAGGUAUCCGCGGUGUGUUUACCGAAAAAGCUAUCCGCACCAUGGCAAAACACCAUGAGCGACCCGUCGUGUUUCCGCUCAGCAACCCCGACACCCAUGCUGAGUGUUCCGCGGAAGAAGCCUUCCGUUGGACUGACAGCCGUGCCAUCUUUGCUUCAGGUAGUCCGUUCAAGGAUGUGCCCUUACCCAAUGGUCGUCUAGGCCGUACCAACCAGUGCAACAACUCGUACAGUUUCCCUGGCCUUGGCCUGGGUGUUACGGUGUCGCGUGCUUCGCGUGUGACACCCAAUAUGUUCUUGGAAACGGCACGUGUCAUUGCUAAUCUGGCUUCGCCCAGCCAGCUCAAGGAAGGCAUUCUCUUCCCUGGUGUUCAGGAUUUGCGCAGUGUAGCUUUGGCCGUGGGCACCCGGAUUUGUGAGGUUGCCUAUGACGAAGGCGUCGCAACGGCCAAGUUGAAGGAAGGUGAACUACUUGCUGAUGUCGUCCGUGGCUCUAUGUUCUCGCCUGAAUAUGUUCCCUUGGUUCAUAGUCCUUACUAA
Messenger RNA from Zychaea mexicana, 1830 nucleotides. RefSeq lists its product as uncharacterized. The record is from RefSeq and is a predicted model, not a curated record. Gene Ontology annotation, molecular function: malate dehydrogenase (decarboxylating) (NAD+) activity; NAD binding. Gene Ontology annotation, cellular component: mitochondrion. The transcript has 9 exons. Bases 1 to 1830 code for a protein of 609 amino acids. Gene Ontology annotation, biological process: malate metabolic process; pyruvate metabolic process. NCBI's taxonomy places the organism in Eukaryota, Fungi, Mucoromycota, Mucoromycetes, Mucorales, Lichtheimiaceae.